AUGCAUGACCCCCGGGAGCCACACUAUGCUCUCAUCAAGCGCAUUCUUCGCUAUUUGCACGGCACAUUGGAUCAUGGCUUGCAGCUUCGUCGCACAGAUGUCUCCAAUCUGGUUGCUUACUCUGAUGCAGAUUGGGUUGGUUGUCCUGACACUCGCCGCUCUACUUCUGGGUAUGCAGUUUUUCUUGGUAAUAAUCUCGUCUCCUGGUCUUCGAAGCGCCAGCCUACUGUCUCUCAUUCCAGUGCUGAGGCUGAGUAUCGUGCGGUUGCUAAUGCUGUUGCCGAGAUGACUUGGUUACGCCAGCUUCUUCAGGAGUUGCAUAUUCCUCUCCAGCGCGCCACUAUUGUUUUCUGCGACAAUAUCAGUGCUGUCUAUUUCUCUACGAACCCGGUGCAGCAUCAGCAUACCAAACACAUCGAGAUUGAUCUUCACUUUGUCCGAGAACGAGUAGCGGCUGGUGCGGUUCGAGUGUUGCAUGUUCCUACCUCCUCCCAGUAUGCUGACAUCUUCACCAAGGGACUGCCGUUGUCGAUAUUCACUGAGUUCAGCCGCUCUAACCCCCCUGAGCUGAGCUGGGCUGUCGAGCAUCCUCCAUCUUCCUCCUCCCGCGUCAACUCCCCAGUCAAACACUCAGAUCUCCCUCCCAAACCUUUCCCCUCGCCGCGACCACUACUACAACCACACCAUGCCGUCGCUCGCCGCCGCCUGGCCGUACCGGUCGCCGCGCUGCUGUUCCUCUUCACGGCGUCCGCCUCGGCCGCCAACUUCACCUGCGCUGCGAGGGCCGCCUGCCAGUCCGCCAUCGGCUACGCGGUCCCCAACGCCACCACCUACGCCGAGCUCGUCUCCCGAUUCAACACAACCACGCUCCGCGACCUCCUCGGCGCCAACGGGAAGUGCGCUCCUGUUAAACUUAUACUACAUAUGCUUCAAUUAACACAUGCAAAUCGUAUUAUGGCGCUUACAAUCUUACGAUUCCAAGUUUAUGAAUUCCGUGACCUGGUCCUAACUGCUUGUGGAAUUUCGGUACACUUAGUUUGCCAUUCAUCGAUCAGCAGCACCUCAGCUGAUCACAAUCUGCUCGUCCCAAAUGGCACUUACGCAUUCACCGCACAAGACUGCAUCCAUUGCAGCUGCAGUACAAGCUACCAGCUAAACUGCACUGCGGUUCAAGGCAACGGGUGCCCGACAGUGCCGCCGUGCUACGGAGGACUGAAGCUUGGGCAGACGAACGGAACAGGUUGCGGGUCCGCGAUGUGCGCGUACAGCGGUUAUUCCAACAUCACGCCACUCAGCAUACAGACCACUCUUGUAGCUAACCAGACAGUGUGCCAGAGGGGAGGAGCUGCGAGGUCGGAGUUUGCCGGGUCCAUGUGGCGGAUGUCUGUUCUCUCCUUCCACAUGGUGUUGAUCCUGAUCUGCUCUUCCUUUGAUGUUAGAGGUUAGAGCUCAAGAUGGUAUGUGAUGUGCGAUGUGAUUGCUGUUGUAACUUUGCCUGUCUGUUACGUCUGGUUUGUCCCAAUUUUGUUGGCAUUUGGUAGAGCUGUUUGAAUAAAGCAAAGAUAAGUUUGCAUCUGGAAGUGGAUACUUACUAGAUUGGAUGAUCCAAUAAUGGAUCUCA
Messenger RNA from Phragmites australis (common reed), 1621 nucleotides. RefSeq lists its product as uncharacterized. NCBI's taxonomy places the organism in Eukaryota, Viridiplantae, Streptophyta, Magnoliopsida, Poales, Poaceae. The record is from RefSeq and is a predicted model, not a curated record. The transcript is spliced from 5 exons. Bases 1 to 1446 code for a protein of 481 amino acids.